CCCACGCUAAUCGCGAGGUACCAUGCGGAUCUGUCUAUAAAGCACACCUGCUAUCAGGCUCCCGUACUGUCUGUCCGCCGUCCGGUGCGUUCAAAGUACUACCCGAAGUACUAUCCCCUUAACAGAUCAACAUGCAUCACUAUCUCUCGAUUGUAGGAGUCUGCUUAGGGCUGAUCACCCUCUGCCAGAGCCAAGGUUACAACCAAGAUCAAGACAGGUAUAAUUACAAUACACCGCCGCCUCCCCAGAUUUUAACGCACAAGCAGGCUUUGAAUCACGAUGGAAACUUCAAGUAUUUGUUCACGUCAGAAAACGGCCUAGCACAAGGCGAGAGCAUCGCUCCGGACGGCAGUCGAAAUGGAGGUUACAGCUACGUGGACCCGACAGGGCGCAAGAUCAGCGUUAAGUACACCGCCGGCAAAGAAGGCUUCAGGAUUCUGGAGGCCGACCAUCUGCCGAAAGCGCCUCAGCCGAUAGCGCCGGUUCCCGGGCAUCAGCCGGCGCCGAUCGCAGCGCCACCUGCGCCGCACUACGCGCACUACGGCGCCGCGGGUGGACAGCAGGAUGACGGGUCGUACAAGCCGCAUUUGUACGAGAGCAGACAACAGCAACCCACAAAACUCCACUAUACUCAAGCAAUCGCUCCAAGACAGCAAAAUGACGAAGUGGCUUACAAGCCAAGAACGUACCAAAGAGAAGCUACCAGGCCUCAGCUGAUCGCCCCCUCACCACCCAAGAUUGCAAUCCCCCCACCAAGACCAGCCUACCCGCCAAUUGGACUCGCCCAAUCGGCGAGCAACACCAUCGAGGAAAAAGACUACAACGAUGAGCCAGGAAAACCGUACAGUUUUGGAAACGGAUACGUUUUCGAAUUUGGCGGUUAGUUAGUCGCCUGUCUUUACUGUUAUAAAGUGAACCGAAUUUUAUUUAAAUAUUUUUAUGUACCUGGCCAAUAUUUGAGCCUGCAUGGGGGUCUGUGUCUGUGUUUUUGUACGAUUGUUUUCUCAAAGAAUAAAUAUUUGUUUAUAUAUUGUACUGUUUUAAUAGAGUG
Messenger RNA from Acanthoscelides obtectus, 1051 nucleotides. Lineage: Eukaryota; Metazoa; Arthropoda; Insecta; Coleoptera; Chrysomelidae. The record is from the annotation of a GenBank genome assembly.